AUGUCCUAUCCGCCUCCUCCAGGCUCCAGCAAUUCGCUCCCCCCGCGACCGCCCCCCUCGCGCUUCUCCGGCUUCAAGCCGGCCUUCUCGCCUGCGCCAACCCACUCCCCGAGCCCCGGCCCCUACGCGCCUCCUGCCUACUCCAGCGCACCGACAUAUGCUGGCGCUCCCACCCCCGCCGCACCCUCCAGAAACCAAUAUGGCUCUUCGUACCAGCCGUACGCGCGCCCGGGCUCCGUGACCGGCGGCUACCAACACCAAUCGCAGCCACCAGCAGCGAAUCCGUACUCCUACCCCGGCCAGCAACAGCAGCAGCAGCAGCAGCAGGGCUACCAGCAGAACUAUUACAGCGCGCCGCAAGUGGCCGCCGGCACCACCGCCGCGACCUCGUAUGCCGCCGCCCCCCAGAUCCGCAACCCCUUCCCGGCUCCCAACCAGGCGAAGACCGACGACUAUGACCCGGAUAUGGCAGCGCAGAUCGCGCAGUGGCAGAGCGCAUAUGUGAAAGAUCCCACGAAGGAAGGGGGUGCUGGUGCACCAGCAACGGCAGGAGCUUCAGCAGCAGGGUCUGGGGGACGAGCAGGCUAUGCUAACAGCGCGACGACGACGUACGCUGCGGAGCCGAGUGCCAGUGCCGCCGCCGCUUCAGCAGCGGCUGCUUCAGCAACAAACGGGGAGAAGAAGAAGACGGUCGUGCGAUCAGGCGGUGGGCAGAAAUGGUCCGACGACACGCUCCUCGAAUGGGACCCCUCGCACCUACGCCUCUUCGUCGGCAACCUAGCAGGCGAGACGACCGACGAAUCUCUCUACAAAGCAUUCUCGCAAUGGAAGUCCCUGCAAAAAGCGCGCGUAAUCCGUGACAAAGUAACGUCCAAGUCCAAGGGAUACGGAUUCGUAUCCUUCAGCGACCCGGACGAGUUCUUCCAAGCGGCCAAGGAGAUGAACGGCAAGUACAUCCAGAGCCACCCGGUUGUCGUGCGCAAGAGCACCACCGAGAUCAAGCCCACCGCCGCCAAGGACAACAACCGCUGGAACAAGAACGGCAAGAACAAGAACAAGAAUAAGAACCGCGGUGGUAACGGUUCCGGUGGUGGCGGCGGCGGGAAGCGCGACGAUGGCCUCGAACCUCAUCUUGGCCCUGUGCCUACCGGUGUGCAUAAGCCCGGCCAGAAGACGAAGGGCGGUUUGAAGAUAUUGGGUUGA
Molecule: messenger RNA, 1203 nt
Organism: Daldinia childiae
Lineage: Eukaryota; Fungi; Ascomycota; Sordariomycetes; Xylariales; Hypoxylaceae
Product: putative RNA-binding protein C22E12.02
Exons: 1
Coding region: 1-1203 (400 amino acids)
Molecular function (GO): mRNA binding
Source: RefSeq, a predicted model, not a curated record